Erigeron canadensis is the source of this 2282-nucleotide messenger RNA. RefSeq lists its product as uncharacterized. Gene Ontology annotation, molecular function: protein binding. NCBI's taxonomy places the organism in Eukaryota, Viridiplantae, Streptophyta, Magnoliopsida, Asterales, Asteraceae. The transcript is spliced from 5 exons. Bases 174 to 2156 code for a protein of 660 amino acids. The record is from RefSeq and is a predicted model, not a curated record.
GUUCCAUUAGUGCAGAAAUAGGUGGCACCUAAGAUAUCAUUAUUAUACUUAAGACUAUACCAAUUUGGGUUUCAUUUUAUUUUAAUAAUAAUCAAUUGGUUGACAUUAGAGAUGCCGUAUUACCAUUAUUAGUAGUACAAGUGCACCACCAAACAUUAACAAUUGAAAGAAAGAUGGAAAAGAUGAACCCAACAUGUAAAAAUCUUGGCUCACUGAUUAAUAUCCGGAGUGCUUCACAUGAUUGGCAACCACCGCCACUGCCGUUGAAUCUGCCUCGUUCAGAUCUACUUGUAGGAAGAGAAGACUACAAUGAAAUUUUGGUUCCCUCAUAUAAAGCAACAAUAACGGGAGAUUGGAAAGCUGCGAAAAUCAUCCUAGACAAGCGCCCAGAGCUCGUAAGGUUUAGCAUCACCGAAACUUGUGAAACGGUACUUCAUAUUGCGGUAUUGGGAAAAUCGUAUUGGUUUGUAGAGUAUUUGGUGAGUUUGAUGGAAAAAGAGGACCUAGAACUACAAAAUGUGAAUGGUCAAACUGCACUUUGUUUAGCAGCUAUGGCUGGAAAUGUUAAGAUAGCUAAGACUCUGGUUAAAAAGAACCAUGCCUUGUUGGAUAUCCCUGACAGUAACGGAAUGUUGCCACUCAACAUGGCGUCAUUAUAUGGAAAGCAUGAUAUGGUGAAGUAUCUAUAUCAAAAUUCUCAUAAAAUGACUGGUGAUUUCUGGACGCAUCAGAGUCGAGUUUGUAUGCUUGUGACUUCUGUGGAGUCAAAUCUAUUUGAUGUUGCAUUACAAAUUGUGACUGAUUGCCCAGAACUUGCUAUAAAUGGGAGUGUACUUGGACUAUUAGCCCGGAAACCUUAUGCAUUUGAUGCUAUACCAACAAACCGUGUAUGGGGAAUCAUAUGUUCAUUUUGUGCAGCAUGUCAUCUAAUAGAUGGAAUUCCAGACAUGGAAAGUCAUGCCCUGCAGUUACUACGAAUCAUUUGGGCAGAGAUUGUGAAAUUGCCCAAGGCUCAAAUUGAUGACAUAAUAAGAGGGUCGCCUGAUCAAACAACAGGGGAUGAAAAGCAAACGCGUUCUGAAAAGGAACAACAAGAAACACUGCUACUGCUAAGAACGAUUUCAGACAACAUUGCGAGAAUGCCUACCAAAAUUUUCAACCUAUUUAAAGGACCCCCUGAUGAAAAGGCAGCAACAUGGAAAGAUACAAAGCCAAAAUACUCUUCUCGAGUAUUAUUUCUAGCUGCAGAAAUGGGGAACACUGCAUUCGUAGCUGAGGUUAUUCGGCAAUAUCCACAUCUAGUACGGGAGGUAAACGAUAAUAACCAAAGUAUAUUUCACAUUGCCGUCUCACACCGUCAUGAGGGUAUCUUCAAUCUGUUAUAUGACAUAGGAUCACUCAGGAAUUUGAUAAUUACUCUCGAAGAUAAAAAUGGCAACAAUAUGUUGCAUUUAGCUGGGGAGAGUGCAAAAAUAAAUAGACUACAGAACAUUCCAGGAGUGGGUCUGCAAUUGCAUCUAGAAACAUUAUGGUUCAAGGAAGUGGAAGCCAUGCUUCCUCCUCCUUUCCGAGAAAAGAAGAACGCAGCUGGUCUAACACCUCAUGAAGUAUUCACAAAGAACCAUAAAGAACUAUUUUCAAAAGGGGAGGAGUGGAUGAAAGAAACAGCUGCUCAAUUGAUGGUGGUUGCAUCACUAAUAGCUACCAUCACAUUUGCAGCAGCAUUUACAUUUCCGGGUGGAUAUGACCAGGUAACUGGUAUGCCUAUCUUUCUCAGAAAAGAGCUUUCCAAAAUUUUUAUAAUAUUUGAUGGUUUAUCAUUUAUAACUGCUACAACUUCCAUUCUUAUGGUCUUGUCUAUCCUUGGGUCUGAUUACACAGAACAUGAUUUCAUGAUCUCCUUACCCCAACAGCUGAUGUUAUGUCUAGCAUCACUUUUCAUAUCUAUAGCAACCAUGAUCCUCACUUUCAUUAUCAACUUUUUACUACUUUAUCAAAAGACAUCUAAAUGGAUACCAAUUUUUCUCAGCUCUUUUGCUGUUGUCACGUACAUGAUAUUUGGUAGCCCAAAGUUUCCUCUUGUAGGUCGCUUUCUAUAUGGUUCUCGUUUUCUUUUCCAAAGGGAGAGAAGAAUGCUUAAGAAACCUAUUUUUUAGCUGUGAUUAUUUCAUUUGAUUUAUCAUGUAUUGUUGUAAAUUAAUAUAUAUUUCACAAACAUAUUGUUUGGUGCUUGACAGUGAAUUCAAAAGAUUAACAAAUGUUCUAACAUCUUACAAAUGAUA